AUGUCCAUCAUCCAGCAGCACACCUCGUCCUCGCUCAGCGACGCCUGGCGCACCAUCAACAUCGACGCCCUGGACCCGGACUCGUCCCAGAACUUCGACACCACCACCCUCCACCCGCCGUUGCCCGAGAUCGGCGAGGCUGAGGUCCGUCAGUUGAAUGGACAGGUGCGGCAGCUGCUGCGUGGAGGCGAUGCCGAGGGCGCCCUGAGGGGCUGCCUGGAGAGCCCCGUCUACAAUGGCGCAGACGGUGCGAAGGACGCCCAUCUUCAGACCGUCAUCGAGGUCCUGCAGUCGAUCAAGGCGAGCGACAUGACGCCCAUGCUGCAACGCAUCUACAAGUCCGAGGGCGGGAGCGAACUACUAGAUGUACUGGUGAAGUACCUGUACAAGGGCAUGAGCGUAUCGGCCUCGAGCAGCGGACCGCGCACACCCUCCCGAGCGUCGAGCUCCCUCACACCACAGCAGACCGGUUUCAGUCAAGUCACCGGCCGGCCAGGCGCAUCAAACGAAUCUACAGGUGCAGCUAUGAGUGUUCUGUUGAGCUGGCACGAGAAGGUCGUCGAUGUGGCGGGUCUUGGUUGCAUAGGACGAUGCAUGUCGGACUGGAGAAAGGUAUAA
Molecule: messenger RNA, 618 nt
Organism: Neoarthrinium moseri
Lineage: Eukaryota; Fungi; Ascomycota; Sordariomycetes; Amphisphaeriales; Apiosporaceae
Exons: 3
Coding region: 1-618 (205 amino acids)
Biological process (GO): regulation of actin filament polymerization; Arp2/3 complex-mediated actin nucleation
Cellular component (GO): Arp2/3 protein complex; actin cytoskeleton; cytoplasm
Molecular function (GO): actin filament binding
Source: RefSeq, a predicted model, not a curated record